AGCUCGGCGGCCUGGGCUCGGCAGGCGGGGUCGAGCGACGGUGUUCUGCUGUCCUCACCACAGACCGGGCUGGGAUUGAGUCGCCUUUGUCCCCGGCGGGCGCAGCCGGGCGCUGCUGAGAAACGGUUUUUUCUUCUUCGGGGAUAAAGCCAUGGCUGAAAUGGGUGAUAUCAACGUACAAAAACUAACCAUUGUUCAGCAAGCAAUAGCCUCUUGUUGUGGAGCUAUAAUUACCUCAUUAUUUGUAACUCCUUUAGAUGUUAUCAAAACUCGACUGCAAGCCCAAAGCAAUCCAUUCCAUAAAGGAAAGUAUUUUGUAUACUCCAGUGGUCUUACGGAUCGUGUAUAUGUUUGUGAAAAUGGGGACAGCAAAGCCUGGCAUAAAAAACCUGGCAAUUUCAAAGGGACAUUGGAUGCAUUUGUGAAAAUUGUUCGAAUAGAGGGAAUUAAGUCGCUGUGGAGUGGGCUUCCACCAACACUAAUAAUGACAGUUCCUACCACAACAAUCUAUUUUACGUGUUAUGACCAGCUGUCUGAAGCUUUGAGAAAUAGACCAGGAAAGCAUGAUGAGCACAUUCCAGUUAUUGCAGGUUCCUUAAGCAGAUUCGGUUCUGCUACUGUGGUGAGUCCCCUGGAGCUGAUCAGAACUCAAAUGCAGUAUCGCAGGUGGUCCUACAAGGAGCUGUACCUGUGUAUCAGCACCAGAUUGGCUGUGGAUGGGUGGAUCUCCCUGUGGGAGGGCUGGACUUCUACUAUUCUGAGAGAUGUACCUUUCUCAGCAAUGUAUUGGUAUAAUUAUGAACGUUUCAAGAAGAUGAUGUGCAAGGAAGUUGGUGCAAAUGAACCUACAUUUUUUGUUUCUUUUACUUCAGGAGCAGCAUCUGGCUCUAUUGCAGCUGUCGUAACUCAACCAUUUGAUGUAGUGAAAACAUAUAGGCAGACUCAACUUUGGGAGAGUGAGACCUUAAAAAUUCCACAGAGGGACCGUAAAUCAACCUGGGCAGUUAUGAGGAAAAUUGUCGCUAGAAAUGGGAUUGCUGGAUUAUUUGCUGCUGGAGAUAAAAAAGAAAAGAAGGAAGAACAAAAGAAAAAAGGAGGAAGAGAAGAAAAAUUGGGGCUGGACAUAGCAAUGAAGAAUAAUGCCUUCCACUGUGUUAAAUUUUCAGUCAUAAUUAAACAUUUGAGUUGGGUUUUAAAAUUAUGUUUGAAAACGUUUUGACUUUCCAAUUGUAUGAUAUAUUUAUUUUUCAGUAAAGAGGUUGAUACAGAGUGAAUUCAAUAAAUAUUUAUUCUUGCUGCUUGUUAUGUGUUUUAUUCUGUAGAUGUUAGUUAUUUGCAGCUCUGUUUUCUGUAAGUGUAUAUUAUACAAGCUUCUCAGGUUUAUUUUAAAUGAAAAAUUCUGUUAAACUGGAAAAAUACUUAUGCUCAUUAGACACUGAGAGAGCAUGGUGCAUACACUACUGGGGCAGCAGGAUUUUUUUGUAUAAGGUAAUACUAAAGUAAAUUAAAGCACACUCAUGCAUUGAAGCCAAAGGCUUGUACAGGUGCUCUGCAGGAGCAUUCCUUGGCAUGUUUCUGGGAGGUAGAAGUUGUCACUGCCACAAUAUUCCAAGGCGGGACCAGCCCACGCACACUUUGUGUGGAGUCACCUGUCUUGGAAGGCCAAGGUUGCUGGCAUCAGGACAGGUGAUUCCAUGCCAGCUUGACUCAGCCCUGUACCCCUCUGAAGGUAAGAGCAUGUUCAGGUUGCUGCCACAGGCACAGCCACCCUUUGCCCCGGUGCACUGCACUCCUGGUGGGAACAGCUGCAGCACUGCACUUGCCUGUAGGCACUUGAAUUACUAAAUUAAAGCUGCCUCUGUAUGAGUUAAAUUACUUUUCAACUACCCUCACGACCUCCCUCCUUUCAUGCAUUUUCAAUGCAGUUGUUGAAUUCUAUUUUUUGUGUGUAUUUUAAUGAGGGGGGUACUGAUACAAAAGUAGUCAGAUCAUUAAGACACUGACAUUUAGGUGUGCUUUAUCCAAGAAAUGGAGUUCAGUCCAUGGUGAAAAUUCCUCACACACUGAAAAAUGCUCUACUUGUAAAAACAUUAGAUACCACAUUAGGUACUAUGGUGCUGCCAGAGGAGAUGCUUAACAGUAUUUUUCCACUGUGACUUUUGAAUGCAAAUUUACAAAAUAAGGCCUAAGAGAAAAUAGUAGCAGCAGAUACUGUAUGACAGUGAAUGAUACAGAGCAAGAAAACCUCUCUCCCUUGUGCGAGAAAGUAUUUGCUAUAAACUCAGUAAUGCUGUAAUUUUCUGAAUGGUCUUUAUCCUGUGUGAUUAAAACAGAGACAACAAAUUGUAACUAGUGAUGAUACAAAAUUUUUAAUUUACAUGCAACAUUUAUGGAACAUCAAGGCAACAAAACAUACAGUUUUGGUGGUUCAAAUUUCUUUUUUAAAAAAUGGAUAACGUUUAGAACUGAGAAAGAUGCACAUAACUGAUUGCCCAUGCACAAAAAGACACCCAGAAACACGUCAGACUACAUAAAAGACUUCAGCUAAACGACACAUGUAGCUCUAAGAAAAGAGCCAUCAGUGAACAUGACUGAAGAUCAUGAUUACUGCCCUCUCCAAAACACUGAUGUGGUGUGAGAAGUGUAACAGCAAACAAGACUAAUUUAAUCACUGUACAUUGAUGCAGAAUGUUAACUCAUGGAAUCUGGAUUCCCUCAUUUUAUUUGUAAUAAAAAUGCAUCUCUAGUUUACAAAUUUAUAUUUAAUAAUGUUACUCAAGAAACAGGUGCUUCAUGUGAUAACAAAAAAAGUUCCAUGAAGUAAUGGACAUUUGAAGGUGUGAAAGGAUUUAAUGGCCAGAGUUUAUUAUAGAGAAAUUACCUCUGUGGGUACAUGAGGGCUUGAAAGACCUGGUGGUUUUGUUAAACUGCUUUAAAAUUCUGCAUUAAAAUAGUAUCAGUGGUUGUGUACCCUGCCAUGGUUGUAGUGACCUCCAGCAGCAUGGACUAGAGAGUUGAGGAGAUGGAUUCUUAUCCUCUAGCUAAAUCCAACAGUGCCUUGAGUUCCAGAAAUGCAUAGCCUUGUACUUAAAAAGACCAAAUAUUUCAGUU
Molecule: messenger RNA, 3111 nt
Organism: Catharus ustulatus (Swainson's thrush)
Lineage: Eukaryota; Metazoa; Chordata; Aves; Passeriformes; Turdidae
Gene: SLC25A40
Product: solute carrier family 25 member 40
Exons: 11
Coding region: 152-1219 (355 amino acids)
Biological process (GO): mitochondrial transmembrane transport
Source: RefSeq, a predicted model, not a curated record